AUGUCGGCCAAGUUAGAGAAGGAGGCGUCUUACCAGGCGAGCCAGCGCUAUGCCGUGUGGAGGCAGAUGUUCGUUCGCGUUCCGCCGAUUCCAGCAGGGGUUGACCUCGCUGGGAAGACAGUGCUAGUGACAGGCUCCAACAUAGGUCUUGGAUUGGAAUGUGCACGACAGUUCCUCAAGUUGGGCGCAAGCCUGCUCAUCAUGGCAGUUCGGUCUCUCGAAAGGGGCCACACGGCUGCAUCUGGGCUGCGGUCCGAAUUUCCGAGCGCCAAAAUCGAGGUCUGGCCCUUGGACUUGACGUCGUUCCGCUCGGUGGAGGCUUUUGCGGCAAGAUGCGAGAGCGAGCUCGACCAUCUUCAUGUAGCAGUCCUCAACGCCGGAAUGGGAAAGGAGAAGUUUGAGCGCGUCGAGGAGGGGAAGCGCCGUGAGAUGACGAUACAGGUCAACUACCUGGCUACCGCCCUGCUGGCGCUUCUUCUCCUCCCUAAGAUGAAGACAUCUGCUUCAACCUUAGAAUCGCCGCCAGCAACGACUAGCCCCAGCCGUUUGACAAUCAUUUCUUCCGACGCAUCACUCAACGUCAAGCUUGAGGAUCCCGGCAACAGCGGAAUACUUGAUUCUAUCGAUCGGCCCGAGAGCUUCGUGGCCUAUCCGCAAUACUCCAUUACGAAACUUUUGAUCACCAUGUUCACGGCGAAAUUGGCCGAGACCGUCGACCCGCAAGAAGUAAUCAUCAACUGCGCCAACCCGGCCGCGACGAAAGGCACUGGCUUUCUUCGUGAUGUGGAAUCGGUCAUGGUGAAAUUGAUGUUUAGGCUGCUAUUCCAAAUAAUUGGAAGGGAGCUGGUAGAUGCAGCGAGGAUAUACGUACAUUCGUCUUUGGUACUGGACAAAGAGAGCCACGGCGCUUUUACAGACUGGCUCAUCAGACCAUGGCCGCUAAUGAUGUAUACCGACUUGGGACGCAAGCUCAGCGACAAACUCUGGGAAGAAACGUUGGAAGAGCUUCGCUUUGCCACCGCUAGCGAAGCGCUGAAGAAUAUCAAGCAAUGA
This is a messenger RNA of Neoarthrinium moseri, 1053 nucleotides long. RefSeq lists its product as uncharacterized. The record is from RefSeq and is a predicted model, not a curated record. The transcript is spliced from 2 exons. The coding region runs from base 1 to 1053 and encodes 350 amino acids. Lineage: Eukaryota; Fungi; Ascomycota; Sordariomycetes; Amphisphaeriales; Apiosporaceae.